GCAAGCUGGCUGAGAGGCGAUCCAGUGCUCAGCUCCUCUCUGCAGGCUGAGAAAAGAGACAGAGAGCGAAAGACAACGAUUUUCAACGCAGGAGGGGAAAAAAAGCCGUGAGAUUUUGACAAGAACAGGAAGAUACCAAGAAUUAACGGAAGAUUUUCAUCUGCGGAUAUCAUUUAUUUAUACAUAUUGUUUAUAUAUCUAUAUAUAUAUAUUUGUACACACGCAUAUAGAUAUUUAUAUAUAUAUACAUUUAUCCUUGUACAUAUCUGUAUCUGUGCUUGUCUGUUUAUAUUAAUAUUUUUAUAUGUAUUUGUGUGUGUAAAUAUAUAUGAUAUAUAAACAAAAAAUAUCUAUAUAUCUAUGAAUUUAUAUGCGUAUCACUGUGAACCAAGAGAAGCAAGAGGAAAUUUCUAUCAUCAGGGCUGGUCUCUGAUUGUGUGGCGGUAUACAAUAUUUUAAAUAUUUCCUUUGAUCUUCAACGUCAAGAGGACAAAGACUACGUGCCCAUUUUGUAUUUUUGUUUUCCUGUCGCUGCUUCCCAUCCCUCUCAGUCCGUUUUUUUUCCCCUGCGUCCGGAAGGAAUAAACUGGAGAGUGACAGGAUUUGACGAAAAGGGAAAAUCUGUAGAAAUUCCUGUGAUUAGUGUUAUUUCCAUCGGCAUUAGCGCUCUGUGAGCCGAUCACAGCGUGCUGUGUGAGAUCUGAGGAGGCAGCAGAGACAGAGUGCCACGCCGCUCAUCUCAGCGUCAGCCCAGCCAGCACAGCCAGCAUGCACAAACACCACCACUGCUGCAAGUGCCCAGAAUGUUAUGAGGUGACCCGUAUGGCUGCCCUGCGUAGGAUGGACGCCCCGUCGUAUGGAGGAGACUGGCAGGCCGAGCCCUAUGGAUACCCACCUGGGUAUGGUGGAGGCCAGACCUUACCCCCUCCAGCCUCGGGGGGAGGUGGAAGCAUGGGAGGAGGAGGGGGCACUUUAGGGAGAAGUAAGGGCAAGGUUAUGUCUGGUGGGGGCCCUGGAGGCCCCAACCCAAAGGGCCAAUCCAAGGGUGGCCCCAAAGUAAACGGCAACAACUCCAGUGGACAAGGAGGAUGGUGGCCCGAGUGCACCUGCACCAACCGGGAGUGGUAUGACCAGGCCAACCCUCCCCCCAUCAUUGUCAACGCAGACUCACUAGAUGCAGGCCCUUAUGUUAAUGGAAGUGAUGGGAUGUAUAAAUAUGAAGAGAUCAUUUUGGAGAGGGGGAACUCUGGUCUGGGCUUCAGCAUUGCUGGAGGAAUAGACAAUCCCCACAUUCCUGAUGAUCCAGGGAUCUUCAUCACCAAGAUCAUCCCUGGAGGAGCAGCUGCUAUGGAUGGGCGGCUGGGGGUUAACGACUGCGUGCUGCGUGUGAAUGAUGUCGAUGUGUCUGAGGUGGUUCACAGCCGGGCGGUGGAAGCCUUGAAAGAGGCAGGACCAGUGGUGAGGUUAUUGGUUCGACGGAGACAGGCCCCACCUGAGACGAUUCUGGAGGUCAACCUGCUGAAAGGGCCCAAAGGACUGGGAUUCAGCAUUGCUGGAGGGAUUGGGAAUCAACACAUCCCAGGAGACAACAGCAUCUAUAUUACCAAGAUUAUAGAAGGUGGAGCUGCUCAAAAAGAUGGACGACUGCAAACCGGAGACCGCCUGCUCGCUGUGAACAACAUCGUGCUACAGGAUGUGCGUCAUGAGGAGGCAGUAGCUGCGCUGAAGAACACCUCCGAUAUGGUUUACCUCAAGGUGGCCAAGCCGGGACCUGUGCAUUUGAACGACAUGUAUGCCCCACCAGACUACUCCAGCAGCCUGGCCCUCCCUCCAGCCUUCCCCACCAUGGUGGACAACCACGUCAGCCACAACUACAUGGGGGGAAUGGAACCCAAGCCAGUGUACCCGCCACCCCAAGUCACCCCGUCCAGGUACUCGCCCGUUCCCCGCCACAUGAUGGGGGAGGAAGACUUCACGAGGGCUGAACCUAUUUACAGUGUCAUCCACAAACCUGGGGACAGCAAGGUGCCCCAGGCCCUCUACAGAGGCUUCUGUCCUUCCCCUGCUCCCUUGUGCCAAGGUCCACUCCCCUUCUCUGGCAGGGAGCCAAGGAAGGUGGUGCUACACAAGGGCUCUACUGGUCUGGGCUUCAACAUUGUUGGCGGGGAGGAUGGAGAAGGGAUCUUCGUCUCCUUCAUCCUGGCUGGAGGCCCGGCUGACCUGAGCGGGGAGCUGAGGAGGGGCGACAGGAUUCUCUCGGUGAAUGGUGUGAAUCUAAGGAAUGCCACACAUGAGCAGGCAGCUGCAGCACUGAAGAGAGCUGGGCAGACCGUUACCAUCAUUGCUCAAUACAGGCCUGAAGAGUAUAGUCGCUUUGAGUCCAAGAUCCACGACCUGAGGGAGCAGAUGAUGAACAGCAGCAUGAGCUCAGGAUCAGGCUCCCUGCGCACUAGUGAGAAGCGCUCCCUAUAUGUCAGAGCUUUGUUUGACUACGAUCGAACGAGGGACAGCUGUCUGCCCAGCCAAGGCCUGAGCUUCUCUUAUGGGGAUAUCCUUCAUGUCAUAAACGCUUCUGAUGAUGAGUGGUGGCAGGCGAGGCUUGUCACACCUCACGGAGAGAGUGAGCAGAUUGGGGUCAUUCCAAGCAAGAAAAGAGUGGAGAAGAAGGAGCGGGCCAGGUUAAAAACAGUCAAGUUCCACGCCAGGACAGGCAUGAUUGAGUCUAACAGGCCAGUCAAAGUAAAGCGCAAAAAAAGCUUCAACCUCUCACGCAAGUUCCCGUUUUACAAGAGCAAGGAGAAUAUUGUGCAGGAGUUGGUGGAGUCUGAACAAUGCCUGACAUCCAACACAAGUGACAGCGAAAGUAGUUCGAAGGGUCAGGAGGACACAAUUCUUUCUUAUGAGCCAGUCAUUCGACAGGAAAUCCACUACACAAGACCUGUGAUAAUUUUGGGCCCAAUGAAGGACAGAAUAAACGAUGACCUCAUCUCUGAGUUCCCCCACAAGUUUGGCUCGUGUGUACCACAUACAACUCGUCCUAGGCGAGAGAACGAGAUUGACGGCCAGGACUACCACUUUGUGGGCUCGAGAGAGCAAAUGGAGAAGGAUAUCCAGGAUAAUAAGUUUAUUGAAGCGGGCCAGUUCAACGAGAACCUCUAUGGGACAAGCAUCUUGUCUGUCAGAACUGUGGCUGAGAGGGGGAAACACUGCAUUCUGGAUGUUUCUGGGAAUGCCAUAAAACGACUGCAGCAAGCACAACUUUAUCCGAUUGCCAUCUUUAUCAAACCAAAAUCCAUUGAAGCCCUAAUGGAGAUGAAUAAGAGGCAGACGUAUGAGCAGGCCAAUAAAGUCUUUGACAAGGCAGUUAAACUGGAGCAAGACUUUGGGGAGUAUUUCACAGCUAUUGUACAGGGUGACUCACUAGAGGAGAUCUACAACAAAAUCAAGCUAAUCAUUGAGGAGCAGUCUGGGCCCUACAUCUGGAUCCCCUCCUCAGAGAAACUCUGAGCUUCCUGCCGUCCUCUCUGCAUCGGCACAGAGCUCCCCUCCUGCCUCCCAGAGACCCCACCCAAGCCCAAAUAGCCCCUCUCCUCACCUCCUUUUUGCAGAUAUGUUUCAUAUCAAGUUUUAGUGUCAUCAUUAUGUUACUCUCUAAAUGAAAAAGAAGUCUUAUCACCAUUACUGUGACUGUGCACACCCCUGCAUGAGUUUCUCAACAAAUCCAUUCAAGACUGGAAAUGCCAUUCCAAAGGAAUUUGACAACCGAAAACAAAAGGGAAAAGGAAUACAUCCUUUUGUGAACUGGGACUGACUGAAGAUCAGAAGGUUUUGCAGAAAUCUGGAGAGGAGUUGGGAUUCAAAAAGAAGUUUCAGGGGAUCAGAGACAAAUCAUACCAAGUUGGAACACUUUGUAAAUGUUCAUCAAAUCACAUUAUAAAAGACACGCAAGACAAGAAGUUGAAGACCAAUAAAGGGUUUUUUCUUUUUUUUCUAAAAAAGACUGGAUAAAUCGAGCCCUGCUGAUGGUACUGUUCAAGGAGUCAUCUCUCUUGUUUAUAAUGACUGAGGAAAUUAGUAGAGGAGCCUACAAACUGAUCUAUUUAUCACAAACCAGCUUGCUGUUUGGUCAUCUGCCAGUUGUCUGUGCUGCAGCCGAUAAAGACAUCUUGGGAGGCAGAUCAAGAGGAAGAAGUGCGUUGUGAAUCUCUACAUUUAUAUUAUGAAAUCACAAAAUAAAUGAUGAAAUCCUACUGAGAUUUUACUACAUAUUAAAAACUACACAUUUUACACUUCACUAGAAUUGUCAAUUUGGAGGGCUGUUAGUUCCUUUUUUGUUUUGUUUUGUUUUUGGUUUUUUUAUUUUUUCUUGUGGGAUUUUUUUUUUUUUUUUUUUGCUUGUGGUUUUUAGCUGCUCUGUGUAAAGGACGGGGGUAGAGAAGUGUAACUGGGCUCUCUGCAAAACACCAAACUGCCUUACAUCAAAUACAAAUUCUGUUUUGUGACUACCUGUUGUCUGUGAGGGAGGCUGAACACAAUUGAUGAGGAAAAUCUUUCCUAUUUGUGACCUCCAACUGUCAGGAGGCCUGACUUGAGUGCAAUAGAUUAAGAAAAGAAGAAGAAGAAAAAAUUGCCUCUGAUGGCACUUUCCCUCCCCUGUAUUUCAACCCUCUUCCUUUAUAAUUAAAGAAGAAUUUGGCCAAUGGAUUGCAAUUUGGAUAACCAGAGCCUCCCAACUCAUGUUGAGCAGCAGAUCACCCUAUUACACUCUCUGCCUUCCCAGAGGAUUCUCUUCUGAUUGGUCACACGGUACUGUCGUAUCUGCCGCCAUGAUGGUGGCCUUAAAACGGGUAGAACAAGACAAUAAUUGUAUUGGAUGUCCUAAAUAUUAGAGUAACUAUAACCUGUUUUCGAUUGCCCCCCCACCCACCCACCCCCCCUCCCCCGUCCACCAACCAAAAACACUAAAGUUGGGUUUGAGAAAACCUACGCUUUGUGCAUCUAUAAAUCAAUGAAUUCUUAAUCUAUUGUUGGCAGGUGCUGAAGCACUGUGUUGAGCUCUUGGCACGUCUGGGGGUGAGCUUGGCCAGCUCAGGAAUCUUAACAUACAGAUACCAUUUCCCCGUGACUGAACAGCCACGUUUGGGCGAUUGCACAGUUGUCAAAUGUGAACAAACUACUCAAAGGCACUGUCGCUUAGUUAAAGCUGUUUCCAAGUGGACAGUGUAAUCGGGCUGUACUGUCUUCUUUUUUUCUGCAAGGCUGGGAGCUUGUUCAAGGCCAUCAGUUUGGUAACCUUUGAGUUUGCUUUGUGGCGUCACCAGGAUUGAAAUGACCUGCACCAUCCUUCCAUGCAUAUCUUGGCACUAUAUGUUAAUGUGUGCAUGUGAGAGAGCACGUCUGGAGGAGGAGUGCUGUGGCCCUUGACCCUGUGAACGCUUUUGCUUUCUUCCUCAGCUUUUUUUUUUUUUGGGAAGAGUGCAAAGGGAUAUACUUCUUUUUUUCUCCUCAGAGAGCCAGACCCAAACAAGAAGUGUUAACCUAGACCCCUGGGUCCCUUGCUCUCUCCCACCCACAGAGCACCUGUACCUGCAGGCAUUUUCUGAACAGGUGUGCCCACCUGCCAGGCACCACUGCUAAACCAGCUGUCAUUACCUGUGUCAAAACCAGAGUUCAGGGAAUUACCGAAGGGAACAGAGCCAUUUAUAAACUGCUUGCAGACUGUUUCAAAGGGUGUGGUAGCUGUACGAUGUAAAUAAGCCCCCAGCAGAUCCCCCUCACCUGUGCUUCAUGCAUGUGUGAAUCAAACUGGGACAAACAUGUUUUAUAGACCACAAAUGUCAGGUAAGUAAAGUUUGAGCUACUCUUGAGAUAUAAUUUCCAUACAAAUGUGCUGUAUUGUUGGUAUUUCUCUUCAAAUGCCUAUUGGAACACUAACUAGUCAGUUGGGAAUUCAGUUCCCUCAAGUAGGGCCUGUCUACAUGUGAUUUCUUGUGGAACGUGUCUGGGUGUAUAGAUUUUAAAAAAACUAAAAAAACAAUAUAUUGUAAAAUAAAGUGAUGCAGGCAGAAACCUACACAAUAUCACAGGAAGCAGGAGCAUUGAUCAGUACAUUAUUAGAGGUUUAGAAUUGGUCCACUCUGGCGUUUAGUUGAAAUACAGCUGACUGUUAACAAUGUGUGUGGUAUUCAUACCUCAGUCAGCCAUGUCAAAGCCCAAAGAACUUGAUUUCAUUUUAAACUUUUCCAUUGAGGUUGUGAUAAGAUGGAACCUGAAUGCCUCUGUGUGUGUAUAAUUGACGAGGGUCUUUGUUCUGAUGAGAGAAAUGACGACAUAUAUACUUUUAUUUUUUUGGGUGGGGGGUCAGGGUUCUUGUUUGUACUUUUGGGUGAUGAUAUGUUUAUGUUAUAGCACAUCUGUGCAGUAAGUGCUUGCAAACAUGAACCCUUUGAUUGUACAGUAGUUUCCUUCCUGUCACUGCAGGUAGUACAGCCUAUCAGGACACUUGGCCUCAUGGUCUUCCCUGUCCUAGUCAUGAGGGAACACAGUCCUGCAACUUUUGUUUGGGUUUUAUUUUGGGACUUGACAAGAGUUUAUUUGUUUGAAAAUAAAAUAUGUGACUCAGAUAUGAUUUUAAUGUGCCUUUUAUUCUACUUUGGGAUACAGAUUGGCUUUAAAAACAACUACUGCAGUGGUAGAUUUUUUUUUUUUUUUUUUUUUUUAAGUUUCUGUCGGAAAAGUAUAAAUGGAUAGGAGCUUAGAACAAAUGUUCAGGUAAGAAUCAGACCAGAAAUGAAUGUACUAGUCUACCAGAAUACGCCACAGUUAAAAUAACUUAAAAGAACAUACCAAACUGGAAUUUCUGGUAAAUGUUUCUCAUAACAUUGAGAACGUUAGGGUGUUGAAAACUGAACUGAAUAAACGUAGGUAGGUUUCCCCGAAGAACAGGCGUGCACCAGGCUCCCGACAGCUGACCUAUACCUGUUUGUCUAUUCUUUCAUGCUGACAUUUUUCUUUGCUUUGUCCAAUCUGUCCAGGAUUUUGCUGUAGAGACCAGACAUCUGUGGGUACAUAAAUAACAGCUGUAUAACUAAGCUUUUUAUACCUCUAACAGUACAAUGGAGCAGUUACUUUCAUUGCUGUGUCCCAGUUUAACCUUAUGAGACUGUAUUUUAUUGCCAUACUUUUCUCUUGACAAAGCUGCAAUACUUAAAGGAUCACCUUUGGUGAAGUUCCUUGAGCUAACUUCAAAACUAUAAUUGGUGUAUUUUGAUGAGCAACCCUGGAGUUGUACAAUGACAUGUAGAUUUAAUUCUGCCAAAAUCUGUAUUUAACAAAGCAGCAGGAUGAUUUAAGCUACUAUCAACCCAGUGUUUCAUCCCUUUCCUUCUCUCCACCAGUCCUCUACCUGUGUCUCAUAGCUCUCCUGUAGAGAUCCCAGGUGGCGGACAAAGCUCAUGGCCAGGCCACACCACUUCUCAGCUUCGGGGUAUUGAGCCAAGCUGUACAGCAAAAUCCCAGUGUUCCAAGCCUGAGUCAGCAACCACAAGGUCUCCAUCUCUGGGAAGUCGUCCGGCUACGGAGAAGAGCAGGAAGAUGUUCAAAAGGCCACCUGGGUUACUGUCUUGUACAAAUCAUUUUCAGUGGGUUGAGGCAGCAAAUGCCAAGUAAACUUUCAUCAAAUCCUGUCCAUUUGUAUAUUAACAUUUACUUAUGCUUGUAAGUCAUAAAAACAGAGCAUGAAACAAA
Messenger RNA from Neolamprologus brichardi, 7746 nucleotides. NCBI's taxonomy places the organism in Eukaryota, Metazoa, Chordata, Actinopteri, Cichliformes, Cichlidae. The record is from RefSeq and is a predicted model, not a curated record.